AUGAUAUUAGUUGCUAGCGGAUAUAAAGGAGUAGUAAGUGGCGCUGCUCUCGCGUUGAAGAUUCUUGCAAUAACUGGUGAUGUAGCGGAAUCAAAACGAAGCGUCACAGAAGCCGCUGAACUGGCAUAUCAUGGAAUUAAGUUUGACGUAAUUUGCGCACAGGGCAAUUUCAGUUAUACUGUUCAUACGCGGCGGUAUUGCGAAGCAACCAAGGACAACAUCACUUGCUUUGCAUUCCGAUAA
Gongylonema pulchrum is the source of this 243-nucleotide messenger RNA. Lineage: Eukaryota; Metazoa; Nematoda; Chromadorea; Rhabditida; Gongylonematidae. The record is from the annotation of a GenBank genome assembly.